Gaeumannomyces tritici R3-111a-1 is the source of this 7431-nucleotide messenger RNA. RefSeq names its product adenylate cyclase. The transcript has 3 exons. The record is from RefSeq and is a predicted model, not a curated record. Gene Ontology annotation, molecular function: magnesium ion binding; adenylate cyclase activity; protein binding. Bases 308 to 6544 code for a protein of 2078 amino acids. Lineage: Eukaryota; Fungi; Ascomycota; Sordariomycetes; Magnaporthales; Magnaporthaceae. Gene Ontology annotation, biological process: intracellular signal transduction; cAMP biosynthetic process.
AGCGAACCGCUCCUCCCUGCUGCUUCCUUUCCCCAUGCGCCGCUUCAGCCAGAUGCCAGGCGACCCAUCGCUGCAUGCAACCCUCGCCGCGUCGCGGCUCUGCAGCUAUAUCUGGACGCCAAUCUGAUAUCGCUCUCGAAUCCGGGGCUGCGCUAACCGGCUUGUCAUCGAACCCGCCGCGUCUUUCUGCUGGCUCAGAAACCCGUCCAAAGAAGAAUCACAGGUGUCCCCGACCUCGACCGGAACGCGCCUCGCUCUGUCGCCGUCAUCGACCGCCUCCAAUGCCUCAUCCUUCCGCGAGCACCGAAUGAGCGACUUCGCCAACUACCGCAGGGAUCUGGCCGUGCUGGACCCUGGGGGCUCUCGCGCCCCCCAGAUCCAGCACAACCCACCGCCCUCUGCCGGCCAGGGCGCGAGCCAGAUCUCCCCGUGGAUGUCGUCCAACGGCGCCAACCAGGGCGGUGGCCCCGGCGCCAUCGCCCUCCAGACCACCUUUUACAACGACUCGAGCGACAACCUGUCGGUCAUGUCCCAGCUGUCGCCCGGCUUCCGCCCGCCCGGCCGUCCCUCCAUCUCGCAACCCUCUGGCCACGGCACCGAUGGGCUCGACGGCUCCUACUUCAACGACGAGCGCCGCCCUUCCAUCGCGAGCAUCACCACCACGGCGAGUAGCCAGGGCUCCAAGGCCAGUGGGAAUCGGGGCGGCUUCCGAAAGCUGCAGGGCUUCUUUGGAGAAGAGUUUCCUGGCCGAGACUCAUCCGAGACGAGCCUCCCUAACGCUUCGGGGAAGGACCGCUCCCACUCAUACAGCCGACCGUACCGCGACCGAAACUACUCCAACGCUACCGACCACACCAGGGACGCAUCCCCUUCGUCGUCGCGACCACGGACGCCAGUGCCCGCACCCGAGGUGGUGCCUUUUCUAUACCAGGAAGCCGAUGACAUCGCAAAAUACGGUGAAGCCCCUGUCCGGGAUAUCCUGUCUGGCCCUGACCGCGAACGUUACGUGACGGGCGAUUCGUCUCAGGCCCCACCAAAAACCUCGUCGUCGGCUCGCUCUGGCCAUUCAAUCGUGCACCUUCACGGCCAUCACAGACACAACAAGAGCAAUGAAGACUCGAGGGCAUUGCGCCCCACCAUAAGCCGAGAGGACUCCGGCGUACCUGGCUACAAGGACCGCAGCGGAUCGACGACGAUGGCCUCGUCAAGGUCCCGGGCCCAGAGCCCGGCGCCCAGCGGCCACAGCACCACCGGCUACUUCGCAGCCUCCAAGAGCGGCUACGAUGGUCAGACGUCGCCACCCGGCCAGCCUAAGAAGAGCAUAUUCGGGCGCCUCAAGAGGAGUAAGGAGAAGGACGACACGAGCUCGCUCAAGAAGAUGUCACCCUCGACCACAUCCCUCACAAGGAGGCCCUCGCGCCAGGAGUUCCCUGGCAGGCCAGAGGGUAUCACAACCAUCCCCCCGGAGUGGAAUGGUCAGCUUCCCGAACCGCCGCUCAACGAGUCGCCCGUCUACAGCCAAGGGAAGCCGGGCUAUCCUCGCCACGCGGCCUUCAAGUCCCCGUUCGUAAAAAAAGGGCGCUCCAACCGGUACGACGAACGCGACGAUGCCAUCGGGCCGACGGACCGACAGGAGGGACAAGGUGGCCCGGGCACCGUGUUCCAUCUUGAUACGAACCUUAGCGAUAUGGACGGGAUUCUGAGCAGGCCCCUGCCGUUGACCCCGAUGGAUGCCGAUUUCGUCCAAGCGGUCAAGGCCGGGAGGCUACAGGCGCCCAUGCAACGGAACGGCCGGAAUGGCGUGUGGGAUGCACCCGACAGCUGGGCCGUCAAACGCUCCGCCGAAGAGACGGCGCACCACUUCCCCGAAAACGACGACAUAGAAAGCCCGCCAAAGCCGGAGGAGAAGCUGACCCAAUACUGCAUCCGCGUCUUCAAGUCGGACGGCACUUUUGCGACCCUGCAGAUGCCUCUCGACUCGUCGGCCCAGGACCUUGUUGGCCAGCUGUCUAAGAAGUCAUACGUCACCGGGGGCCUCGAGUACCACAUCGCGCUGAAAAAGCACGGUCUCGUUCGCGUUCUGGGCUCGGCGGAGCGCCCGCUUCUUCUGCAGAAGCGGCUGCUGCAACAGGUCGGCUACGAGGAACGAGACAGGCUCGAGGACAUCGGGCGCGAGGACAACAGCUACCUCUGCCGCUUUCUUUUCGUGUCGUCGAGGGAGCUGGAGCCCGAGGCGCGCACUCAGGAUCUUGGUCUAGUGGGUCGCAACCAGAAGUUCACCCACGUCGAUCUGUCCGGGCGCAACAUCAUCCGGAUACCUAUAUCUCUCUACUCCAAGGUGACCGAGAUCAUCUCGCUCAACCUCUCUAAAAACCUGUCGCUGGACCUUCCCCGAGACUUUAUCCAAUCUUGCCAGAAUCUGCGUGACAUCAAGUUCGUCAACAACGAGGCCAGGAAACUCCCCGCCAGCCUCGGGCGCGCAAGCAGGCUCACGUACCUCGACGUGUCCAACAACCGAGUCGAACAUCUGGAUCACGCCGAGCUAAACAACCUAACGGGGCUGCUGAAGCUCAACUUGGCGAACAACAGGCUCAAGCGCCUGCCUCCCUACUUUGGAGCCUACCGAUCCCUCCGCACGCUCAACGUGUCGUCCAACUUCCUCGAGAAGUUCCCAUCGUUUCUGUGCGAUCUCGAGAGCCUGGUGGAUCUUGACCUCAGCUUCAACCUGAUUGGGACGUUCCCACCGUGCAUCCAUAAUCUGAGGAAUCUCGAGAAGUUUGUCAUCACCAACAAUAGGCUGAGCGGGACACUGCCCGAGGGCUUUCACCGGCUUGAGAACCUCAGGGAGCUGGACAUCAAGUACAAUGCGAUAUCGGGAAUCGACAUUAUCUCACAGCUCCCAAAGCUCGAGAUUCUCACGGCCGACCACAACGCCAUCUCCCAGUUCGUCGGUUCUUUCGACAGGAUAAGGAGCCUGAAGCUCAAAGACAACCCCAUCACCCGCUUUGAGCUGACGGCGACGGUGCCGACGCUCAAGUUGCUCAACUUGUCCAAUGCCAAGCUCGCCAGUGUCGCCGAUUCGUUCAACUACAUGAUCAAUCUGGAGAGGCUGGUCCUGGACCGGAACCACUUCGUCUCCUUGCCUGGUCAGAUCGGGAAGCUUCGCCGCCUGGAGCACUUCAGCAUCGCACACAACGCGCUUGCGGAGCUCCCGCCAGAGACGGGGUGUCUUCAGGAACUCAAGUUCCUUGACGUCCGUGGCAACAACCUAAAGAAGCUACCCAUGGAGAUUUGGUGGGCAAACAAGUUGGAGACACUCAACGCCUCCUCCAACGUCAUGACAGACUUCCCGAAGCCCGCAUCGCGAGCCCCGCCGGCGCCUGCCGAUCUGAACGGGAAGCCCGGGCUGAGCGGCAACCUGUCGGCCAAGCCGAGUAUGGAGGACAUGGACUCGGACGGUUCGCGGAGACCCAGCCAGACACCGUCGGCGAGCACGCUCCUUAGCGUGGGGCCGUCACCGGUGCCCGGGGGCCCCGAUCGCAAGAGCUCCGUGGUUUCGGUUUAUGGCAAGGGCGGCAGGAAGACGUCUGUUGUUUCCAGGAGUGCCAACUCCAGCUCGACCACCAUGCCCCAAGUGCCUAGCACGAGAAAGGACUCUGGCUUGUCGGCGCGCAUUACUAACACGUUCUCCGGCUCGCUCCGGAACCUGCUCGUUGCCGACAACCAGCUAGACGACGACGUUUUCGACCAGAUAAUACUCUUGGGCGAGCUCCGCGUGCUCAACCUGUCCUACAAUCAGAUCAGCGAUAUGCCCCAGCGAUGCAUAAAAAGCUGGCCGCAGCUAGCCGAGCUGUACCUGUCCGGAAACGAGCUCACGACGCUACCGGUGGACGACCUGGAAGAGUACAGCCUGCUGCAGGUGCUUCACAUCAACAACAAUAAGUUCACCAACCUGCCUGCAGACAUCUCGAGGGCCAAGAAGCUGGCGGUCCUCGACUGCGGCAGUAACUACCUCAAAUACAACAUAUCGAAUGUGCCCUACGACUGGAACUGGAACCUCAACCCGAAUCUGAGGUAUCUGAACCUGUCCGGAAACAGGAGGCUAGAGAUCAAGCAGACGGCAUAUAGCAAUACCUCGUCCAACAGGGAGCAGUACGCGGAUUUCAGUCGGCUCCAGAACCUCAGGGUGCUGGGCCUCAUGGAUGUCACACUCACGCAGCCUAGCAUCCCGGACCAGAGCGAGGACCGUCGUGUGCGAACGUCGGGCUCGCUGGCCGGAUAUCUUCCAUAUGCCAUGGCUGAUACGCUGGGGAGAAACGAGCAUCUUUCCACCAUUGACCUCGUGGUGCCGAGGUUCAACUCGUCUAACACCGAGACUUUGCUCGGGCUGUUCGACGGACAGGCUCUCUCCAGUGGCGGCUCUAAGAUAGCCAAGUAUCUACACGAGAACUUUGGGCACAUUCUGGCCCACGAGUUGAGAGACCUCGCCGAGAAGCGCCCCAACGACACUCCUGAAGACGCGCUGCGCCGGGCCUUCCUCUCGCUCAACAAGGAGCUGGUGACGAUCGCGACGCAGAAAAGUGAAGACAGGCCAUCGAUGGCGCCCCGCACAGCUUCGGCACCCAUUGUUCUGAACAAGGAGGAUCUCAACUCUGGCGGCGUGGCGACGGUGGCUUAUCUGCAAGGGCAAGAGCUCUACGUGGCCAACGUCGGAGACGCGCAGGCAAUGAUGAUCCAGUCAGACGGUACCCACAAGAUGCUGACCCGGAAGCAUGACCCGGCGGAGCCGACGGAGCGGUCCAGGAUCAGGGAGGCCGGAGGAUGGGUCUCGCGCAACGGGAAGCUCAACGACCUGCUCGAGGUCUCGAGGGCUUUCGGCUACGCAGACCUGAUGCCGGCGGUGCAGGCGGCGCCGCAUGUCAGCCACGUGACGGUCAGGGAGCAGGACGACAUGAUCCUGCUUGCGACGCGCGAGCUGUGGGAGCACCUGGCGCCGGAGCUGGUGGUGGACAUUGCCCGGCAGGAGCGCGAAGACCUUAUGAGGGCGGCGCAGAGGUUACGCGACCUGGCCAUAGCAUACGGCAGCACCAACAAGAUCAUGAUUAUGAUGAUCAGCAUCGCCGACCUGAAGCGCAGGAACGAGCGGUCGCGGCUGCACCGGGGCCAGAGCAUGUCGCUCUACCCGUCGGGCGUGCCCAACGACGCCUACAUGUUUCCGCCGCGGCGUGGGCGCAAGGCCAAGGGCGGCGAGGUCAUGGACUCGACCCUGCAGCGGCUGGAGACGGAGAUUUCGGCACCGACGGGCAUGAUCGCCAUCGUGUUUACCGACAUCAAGAACUCGACGAACCUGUGGGAAACGUACCCGCAGGCCAUGCGGUCGUCGAUCCGGCUGCACAACGAGAUGAUGCGGCGGCAGCUGCGUCGGAUCGGCGGGUUCGAGGUCAAGACGGAAGGCGACGCCUUUAUGGUGUCGUUCCCGACGGCGACGUCGGCGCUGCUGUGGUGCUUCGCCGUGCAGAUGCAGCUGCUAGAGGUCAACUGGCCCUCCGAGAUCAUCAACUCGGUCUCGUGCCAGCCGAUUCUGGACAAGGAUGAUAACGUCGUCUUCAAGGGCCUUUCGGUGCGCAUGGGCAUCCACUGGGGCGAGCCGCUGUGUGAGACGGACCCCAUCACGCGACGAAUGGACUACUACGGCCCCAUGGUGAACAAGGCGUCCCGCAUCUCGGCCGUGGCCGACGGCGGUCAGAUCACCGUGUCUUCCGACUUCAUAUCCGAGGUUCAGAGGUGCCUGGAGACGUACCAAGAGGCGCCGGGCGCCGGGAGCGGGAACGCGGCAGAUGAUGCUGGCGGGCAUGGGAGGGGUUCCGAGACCAACGGGUUCGACGACGACACGUUUGCGCACGCGAUCCGCAAGGAGCUGCGGUCUCUCAGCAGCCAGGGGUUCGAGGUCAAGGAAAUGGGCGAGCGCAAGCUCAAGGGCCUCGAGAACCCGGAGACGAUCUACUCGCUGUACCCGCACGCGCUGGCGGGCCGGAUCGACACGCACCAGGCGUUCGACCAAAAGCAGAUUGCGGCGACGGCGCCGCCGGCGCCUGCCAGAGAAGAGCCUCCCAACAAGCCGGCGGCUCUGAGCCCCGGCUCGGAACUGGCCUUCGAUCCCCAGGCGAUAUGGGCCCUGUGGAAGGUGAGCCUGCGGCUGGAGAUGCUCUGCAGCAGCCUCGAGUACGUGGGCGCCAAGAGCCUGCAACCCCCAGAGACGCUAUUGAUGGAGAGGAUGAAGCAGAGAGGUGGCGAGGUCACGGAGAGCUUUGUGGUGAGAUUUAUGGAACACCAAAUCAGCCGUAUCGAGACCUGUGUUGCCACCCUCGGCAUCAGGCAUCUUGCCGCCGGCAGCGGGCCAAUCUCGCAGCUCGAAGAUCUCCGCGGGCCCAUCUCCGAUAUACUAUCCAACGUGGCCAAGCAGCUUGCGGAACUCCAGCAAUACAAGGCCCUAUACGGCGAGAUUGGAGCAGGUGCCUGUGGCAGCAAUGCUCAAGUACAAUGAUGCUCACAGUGCACUUGGUCGACCUCAUCCCCAUCCACGCACCGCCUCAUCGCAAACACGUAUACAUGAACAUCCUCCUGCGUUUCUUUCAGCUGAAGCUCAGCUCAUUUGGGCAUCAUGACUGCUUUGGUCCCGUUCUUUGGGCCUGUCUUAUAUACCUCAACAGUUGCCUUUUCAUCCCCUGUUUACCACUUUUUAUUAUCUUAUUGGCUGGUUGGCUUGCUGUAUUCUCUUUUUGGGUAUCAGGAGUUGGCUGACGUUGGAAAGAAAAAGCAUUUGCCACGUUAUAGCGGAGCAGGCGCCUUGCUGUGAGUCUGUACCAUCCUGUCUGCUUUCUGGCAGGCAGGUCGCACGUUUUGUAAUCCCGGUUGACGUGGGGUGGGUGAAUGUUCUUCUGUUUGUCUUUCUCUACCUGGGUCCAGUCGUUUGAUCGGGCCUUGCUUCUUUUUGUCACCCAACCUGUUUUAUUUGCCUCUCGGCCUGUUUUCCUUCUCAUCCUUAUUUCUUUCUUCCUUGUAUCGCAAACGGCUGGACUGUGUAUGACUCUGAUGGGCGAAAGUGACUCGGGAAGAUUCCCAUCCGUUCCUCUAGAGUGGACAAGACGGGGGAUGGCGUUUUCAUAUAAUUUACUCGUUUCUUAUCCCUCUAGAGACCUCGGAAUUUCUUGUGGAUUUGGAAGGGACUAAGGGCCAUGGCUAUGGCAUCGUCUUGUCACAGCUCAGCCACCUGGAUGGAAUGGCAAUAUCAAUAAACUCACAAAAGGGGUGGGACUUGACAGUGCUCUGGCUUGUCUAUCAAUCACACCGCAUACCUACCGACUGCCUCCUCCUACUACUACUACUCUACACAUACGUACUCUAAUAAUCGACAUAUCACAAACGGGAAAU